Molecule: messenger RNA, 1647 nt
Organism: Tarenaya hassleriana
Lineage: Eukaryota; Viridiplantae; Streptophyta; Magnoliopsida; Brassicales; Cleomaceae
Product: probable cysteine protease RD21B
Exons: 5
Coding region: 73-1455 (460 amino acids)
Cellular component (GO): lysosome
Molecular function (GO): cysteine-type endopeptidase activity
Source: RefSeq, a predicted model, not a curated record
UGCAUCACACAAUCGUCUUCUUCUCCUUCUCUGAAAAAAAAAAAGCAGUUCGAAACAAAAAAAAAGUGAACAAUGGGUUUGGUAAAGCCAGUUUUGGCGAUCCUCUUUCUGACGGUAAUCUCCUUAUCGUCGGCGAUGGAUAUGUCGAUCAUCUCCUACGACGAGAAGCACCACGUAUCCGGCGGCGGCGGCGGUCGGAGCGAGGUGGAUACGGCGGCGUUGUACGAGGCGUGGCUUGUGAAGCACGGAAAGUUCUACAACGCCCUGGGAGAGAAGGACCGGAGAUUCGAGAUCUUCAAGGAAAACCUCCGAUUCAUCGACGAACACAACGCGAAGAACCUGAGUUACAGGCUCGGUCUGACUCGGUUCGCCGAUCUGACAAACGAAGAGUACCGAUCCAUGUACUUGGGGGCUAAACCUCACAAGAGGACCCUCAGGACGAGCGAUCGGUACCAGCCGCGUGUCAGCGACGCGCUUCCGGACUCCGUUGACUGGAGGAAGGAAGGUGCGGUCUCCGACGUGAAGGAUCAGGGAAGCUGCGGGAGUUGCUGGGCAUUCUCUGCGAUUGGAGCUGUUGAGGGCAUCAACAAGAUUGUGACAGGAGACUUGAUCUCGUUGUCUGAACAGGAGCUCGUUGACUGUGACACAUCAUACAACGAAGGCUGCAAUGGCGGUCUCAUGGACUAUGCCUUUGAUUUCAUCAUCAACAACGGCGGUAUUGACACCGAGGAUGAUUAUCCCUACAAGGGUACUGAUGGUCGCUGUGACCAGAACAGGAAAAACGCCAAGGUUGUCACGAUCGAUUCUUACGAGGAUGUUCCCGUGAAUGAUGAGAAAGCCCUGAAGAAGGCAGUUGCUAAUCAGCCCGUAAGUGUCGCCAUCGAGGCUGGUGGCCGUGCAUUCCAGCUCUAUGACUCGGGUGUAUUCGAUGGAAUCUGUGGAACGGAGCUUGACCACGGAGUUGUAGCUGUUGGCUACGGAACUGAGAACGGGAAAGACUACUGGAUCGUACGAAACUCGUGGGGGAAGAACUGGGGAGAGAGCGGAUACCUAAGGAUGGCACGUAACAUCGAGGCAUCGACGGGAAAAUGCGGGAUCGCGAUGGAAGCGUCGUACCCGAUCAAGAAAGGUCAGAACCCACCAAACCCGGGACCUUCUCCGCCGUCCCCAGUGAAGCCUCCGACCGUUUGUGACAAUUACUACACAUGUCCCGAGAGCAACACUUGCUGCUGUCUCUUCAAGUACGGAAAGUACUGCUUCGCCUGGGGGUGCUGCCCGCUGGAGGCCGCCACCUGCUGCGAGGACAACAGCAGCUGCUGCCCUCACGAUUUCCCCGUCUGCAACGUCAAGCAAGGAACUUGUCUCAUGAGCAAGAACAAUCCGAUGAGCGUGAAGGCGUUGAAACGCACGCCAGCGAAGCCGUUCUGGUCGCAGGGCAGGAAGAACGUCGCUUGAGAGGAAGAGAAGGCCUUUCUCAUGGAUAAUGUUAUUUAUAAUCAUCAUCAGGCUCUAAUGUUGUUGUUACUUGUCUCAUGUAAAUAACUUUUCAGUUCAUCAUUCAAAAAAGACCAGACCAGGAACAGGUUGGGUUUCAGACAAGCAGACUCAUUAUCGAAUUUUUAAUUUCCGUUAUUAUUUGGGUGAUCA